CAUAGUACCUUGCGUUUUAGCCUUCAAGUAUGAUAAACUAGGAAAACGUUCCUGCUACUUGAGAUUAUUCUGUCCGGCUCGAUGCUUGCAUUUCCUCCCAGGAGUUCAGCUCGUAGCCCAGGGGUUCAGCCCAGGAAAAAGCCUUUUUAGUCGCGCGAACAACAUUCGCCGGUAGUCAGCCGGUCCCGCGUCUCACAGACGGUCAUCUUCAGAUCGUUCGCGGACACCGACUCCUGCCUUGAGAGAAGACAUUCGCGGAUUAUCGGGGGAAAUGGAGCAGGCAAACAGGGAGGACGGCACGGAUCAGCUAGCAGACGCUGAUGGAAGCCACAACAGGCCAGACGAGGACCGGGAAAUGGACCCCAUGGAGGCGACCGACGGGGGAGCAGCGAGCGACGUGGUAGGAGCGAGCGACCGGGGAGCAGCGAACGACGGGGAAGAAACGAAUGAUGGAGCUGCGAGGGAGGCGGGAGAGGAUGUUGCUAGCGGUCGUGCCAGAACUGGUUACGGAUCCACCGAUGCGCUGCUCGAUGGUUUCCUCAAUGCCAUAAAUCCCGCGGUCGAUGGUGAUGGAGACAAUCGUGCGGAGGGGGACAAUAGCGAAGAAGGCAAUAGCGAGGAUUCGGAGGCGUUAGGCGAGGAGGAUGUGGAUUUUAUCGGGGUUGACGACGAUGGCACGAUGGUCAUCGAUGAAUUUGAUGAUGAUGAUGACUUAGACGACGAUGAUUUUGAUGAUGAUUCCGAGGACGAUAACGAGGAGGAUCAUAACGAGUUCGACGACCCGCUCUAUAACGAGAGGAGGAGAACCGUGCUGAGGCUCGCGUCCGUGAUAGCAGCAGCUCCGUUAGACGACUGGAGCAGAGUGAAAGGCGCGCAGGUGCACGAGGAGGCAAAGUAUUUGCUAGAUGACGCCUGCUCCACAUACCGCCUGCCCUCUGGGGUGUGCCACCACCAGUGCUGUGACACUCUCGUGGCUGGCCCCGGCCCUGUGGCCACUGCGUAUGCUGCAGCAGCAGGCCCCUCUGAGAGCUCUGCGUCCGCAAUCCCAAAGGUAGCGGCAGCAGCAACAUCACUUUCCCAACAACAACCACCUCCUUCCCUCCCAACGCCUCCCUCCCACGCUCCCCCCUCCGCCUCUUCUUCCUCCUCCCCUCCGCCCCCCCCGCCAUUCGCCCGGGAGGUCGUCUGCACAGUGCAGCGCAUAGUGACGCUCUACAGCACGGCGCUGCGCCGCGUGGUGGCCAUAACCUCGCUGCCCUCCGAGCCAUACAGCGUCGACCGCUUUGGGGAUGUCGUGGUCGCGGGGUGCUAUGGAAGCGUCUGCAUUUACCUUAUCCGAAGGGAGAUCGUCAAGAAAACAGCUGGUUGGACCAAGGACGGCGCCCCAGAGCGCAAUGCCUCCCCGCACCCCCCCCACCACCACCGCCACCACUACCAGCAGCAGCAGCAGAGGCGGGAGAAGGGACGAGUCGGUGAAGAGGAGGGGGGGAGAUCCGGGGCGGAGGGGGAGGAGGAGGAGGAGGAGCGGGUGUGGUUUGAGGCAGCAGGGACGGUGGGGGGGUUUGAGAGCAGCUUGAUAGGGUCCUCAAUGUGCAACUCUGUUCGGUUUGGCACCGUUGGCAACUGGGUGCGCAUGCUCGUGGCCCACCAGAAUGGCUACCUCUACCUCUUCACUCUGCCGCCGCCCUUCCAGCCAGCCACAGCGCGCCACGUGGGCCGAUCUGAUUGGGUCUUUGGCGCCCAGAGCCUGGAGGACGCCCAGCAGAUGGCCCUCGAGGCUCGGUGCCGAGGCUGUGAAGGAGGUCCGGGAAAAGGGGAGGCGGGGAAGGAGGAUGGAGAAGGAAUGAGGCAUGCUGCCGCUGCUGGUGCUGGUGCUGCUGGUGCUGCUGGUGCUGCUGGUGCUGCUGGUGCUGCUGGUGCUGCUGGUGCUGCUGGUGCUGCUGGUGCUGCUGGUGCUGCUGGUGCUGCUGGUGCUGGUGCUGGUGCUGCUGGUGCUGCUGCUGGUGCUGGUGCUGCUGGUGCUGCUGGUGCUGCUGCUGCUGGUGCUGGUGCUGCUGGUGCUGCUGCUGGUGCUGGUGCUGCUGGUGCUGCUGGUGCUGCUGCUGCUGGUGCUGGUGCUGCUGGUGCGGGCGGCAGUGCGGGGCGGGAUCUGAACCUGAGCGCAGCAGGGAGCGAGUCCAGAGCAGCUUCAGCCACAGCUGCUGCUGUCGCCUCUGCAGCUGCAGCCGCAGCGGUGCCGUCGCACUACCCCGCGGGCAGCGUGCCUCUGAACGUGAAACUCAGCCUGAGGGAUCUCACCACCGUGGACAUGCCCACGUCAGCGCCAGUGAACAUUCGCACAGCAUCCCCAGGAGGGCUCGUGCGCACCACGGCUCGCCUGGUCAACGCCAUCGGCCCCUUCCCCAUGCCGCUCAACUUCGCCCUCGUCUCGCCCAACGCAGAGUGGAUCGCUGUUGCGGGGGACUUUGCUGCUGUGUGUCUGCUGGACCGUGCAUCUGGCUUCAGCGUAAAUUCAAUGGCUAUCAGGCGGAUUCCAAUGGCCUCUAGGAUGACAAGGGGCGCUGCUCACGGAUGCCAGUACCUGGCUUGGAACCCCUCAUCCUCGUUACUAGCAGUCUCAAGCGACUCUUUACAAGCCGUUUACAUGUGGGGCGUCUUCCGCAUCCCCCAACCUUCCACUCCUGCCGCAACACAGCCAUCACCGCCAUCACCACCAUCACCAGCUGCAGCACAACCAUCAGCCGCAGCAGCAUCAGCACAACCAGCAGCAGCAGCAGCAUCAGCCCCAGCAGCACCACGGGUUCGGAUGGUUCCUCUGGCGAAGUUGGAGCACGCCUUUCAGUCGCCCCCCCUCGCUCUGCAGUUUGAUGCCUUCAACCACCACCUGCUGCUCGUUGUUGAGCGGUAUAGUGCGGUGCACGCUGUGGACGUGCGGGCACCCCAUGCCAGGCAGCAGAUCCAAGUGCGCUGCCGAAGCCACUCUGCAGAGGGAGCAGAGCAGGGGGGGGAGGGGGAGAGGGAGCAGAGGGAGCGGAGAGAGGAGGCAAGGGAGGAUGGCCGGUGGGCAGUUGCCCUAGGGGGACUUCCCACCGCCACUGUGCAAGAUGCUGCUGCUGCUCCUUCUGCUACUCUUGCUCCUACCGCACUUGCUCCUACCGCACUUGCUCCUACCGCACUUGCUCCUACCGCACUUGCUCCUACCGCUCUUGCUCCUACCGCUCUUGCUCCUACCGCUCUUGCUCCUACCGCUCUUGCUCCUACCGCUCCUGCUCCUACUGCUCUUGCUCCUACUGCUCUUGCUCCUACUGCUCUCGCUCCUACUGCUCUUGCUCCCACCGCUCUUGCUUCUACUGCUGCUGACCCAUCGGAGGCACGCAAUCCCCCAACAGUGCAGUUCACGCUUCGCAAUGGUGAUGUUGACCCGCAUGCCAGUCAACGUGCCAUAGACAGUUAUGUCAGGGUCACAACAAUGUUGGCACAAGCGGGUGGUAGGUAUGGUGUUGGUGCUGCUGGCGCUGCUGCUCCUGCUCCUGCUCCUGCUCCUGCUCCUGUUCCUCUUCCUGCCCCUGCUGGUGCUGGUGCUGUGGACCGUGUGUUUGGGGGCAUGGUGGACGCAGUGCAGGACCGUCUGCGGCGGCAGCUGCAGCAGCUGGAGCAUCUGCUGCAGCGCCGCAACCAGCCGCCCGUCAGCGAGGUUGUGGGGCUGGCGGCCUACUUCCAUCCUGGUGUGCUGGUCUCCACAGAGAACACCGUCUUCCAGUAUUCGCGCAUGGGUGCCUGGACACCCUCGUCACACCGGCUGUACCCCAAGCGAUUCAAGGAAGUGGUUCGGCUGCUGCUGCUGGGGCAUCAUGCCUGUGGGCCAUGGGACUACAGUGCUGCCAACAGCCAAACACAGGCUGACAACAGAUACCUAUGGCUACUUCCACUCGAGGUGCUUCUUCAGAUCAUAGGACACUCAGCUACACCUCUUUCUGCAUGGAUUGGAGACGCAUAAACCACUUGUUAGAUAUAUUUUUCUCUUACACGAGUUCAUUUGUGUUUAGGGUAGCAUGAAAAAACGUACUGUGCUGUAAAUCAUGGUUUUUUGCUCUACUUCUAAGAUAAACC
Molecule: messenger RNA, 4110 nt
Organism: Closterium sp. NIES-67
Lineage: Eukaryota; Viridiplantae; Streptophyta; Zygnematophyceae; Desmidiales; Closteriaceae
Source: the annotation of a GenBank genome assembly